GUUGAAGCUAAACUGCCAUGUUGUGUCUGUCCAGCUACAAUAUAGAUGUGCAUAAAAGUAGUUUUUGUGGAGUUAUGAAGUUCUUUAGUAUAAUUUUAAUUUCAUUGACAACUUCAAAGUUUGUUAAUGCUCGACAAUUUCAAGUUACGGAUCAAGUAUAUUUUGAUAUCCAGAGGGAAGAUAAACAUCUUGGCAGGGUUGUGAUAGGCCUGUUUGGGGAUCUUGCGCCAAAAGCUGUUGAAAAUUUUAAAGUCCUUGCCACAAGUGGUAUUAAUGGCAAAUCUUAUAAAGGCACCUCAUUUAAUCGAAUUAUAAAGAGAUUUAUGGUACAAGGUGGUGACAUUGUGUCUAAUGACGGGACUGGAUCUAUAAGCAUUUAUGGCGAAACCUUUGAUGAUGAGAAUUUGGAUACCCAACACACUGGAGCAGGAUUUGUUUCAAUGGCAAAUAAAGGAAGUAACACAAAUGGAUGCCAGUUUAUCAUAACUACGACAGGAACACCUUGGUUAGAUCACUUACACACUGUUGUUGGAAAGGUGGUGGAGGGUCAGAAUGUGGUUCAUUUGCUGGAGCAUACGCCCACUGACGUCGAAGAUCGGCCCACGGAACACGUCUUCAUAUCCGAUUGCGGCCUCGUACCUGUCUCGCGGCCGUACACUAUAUCGGACGACCCCUACGAUUUGUGGGCGUGGAUUAAGGCGUCGGCUGUUCCACUCACGAUGUCUUUCUCAAUACUCGGCUUUUUCCAUUGGAUGAUGCGAAAAAUGGAGAUUUGAAAGUAUUUAAAACUCUUAUGUACAUGUUCUAUCUCAAUAAAUAGGUAGAAAUAAACA
Manduca sexta (tobacco hornworm) is the source of this 833-nucleotide messenger RNA. RefSeq names its product peptidyl-prolyl cis-trans isomerase B (gene ninaA). Gene Ontology annotation, cellular component: intracellular membrane-bounded organelle. The transcript has 6 exons. Lineage: Eukaryota; Metazoa; Arthropoda; Insecta; Lepidoptera; Sphingidae. Gene Ontology annotation, biological process: protein peptidyl-prolyl isomerization. The record is from RefSeq and is a predicted model, not a curated record. Bases 18 to 776 code for a protein of 252 amino acids. Gene Ontology annotation, molecular function: peptidyl-prolyl cis-trans isomerase activity.